AUGGCGGACACGGCCUGGAGCCGGUCCCCCUCACCAGCCUCCGAAAUCAUUGUCAACUCAGGCCACGACACCUUAGCCGGUACUCACAACGAACCCUUUAACUCUUCAUCGUCUCCAAAUCAGCAGGAGCUCACAACACAGGCUCCCGAAGCUGUCACAAAGAACUCGGAAACCAUGGCCAGACCUUCCAAGGGUAAAGCCAAGGGCAAAGGCAAGGGAAAGGCAACAGAGAUUACGCCUCCUCGCGAUUCGGAUGAGGGCGGCCAGUCGAGCCCUCGAAAGCGCAAGGCCACCACCAAAGCCAAAUCUGCCCCUCCGAAGAAACUCCGACUCUCGGCCCAGGACAAAAAAUGGGUUACGCCAGCCGUUUUCACCGACCCAAAAUCUCCGAUUACCGGCGUCGACCUCAGAGCGAUUCUUCUCCAUCCCCUGGCCUGGGACGUCCUAUCUCCCGAAGACCACCAAGGCAUCCUCGCCAAAUUUCCAGAUAGCUCACGCAUCAAGGAUGCCGGCACUGAGAACGCGUGCCCCAAUGUAAUCUCGCUACGCAAUGACGACACAUUCCGGUACGAUUGUGCCCGGUAUUGUGAGAAUAUCCAGCUAGGCCGGCACGACCCUGAGUGGCUAUGGCAGGCAUGGGAGGCUCAUGAGAAGCACAAAAGGGGUGAUUAUGACGGGUUUCUCCGGGGGAAGUUUGAGGAGCAGUGGGAUAUUAAGCUCCCGGAGCCUGAGGCGAAGCCGGAGCCUGAGGCAGAGCCAGAGCUCGAAGACAGCGGGGUAGCUAAAGGUACCGAAGAUGUUAAGAAGUCCGAUACUGCUACGGUGUCCGAUUAUGUUGAGAACACCGGCAUGGCCGCUAGCAGCGUCGCUGGCGACGAUCUGCCAAAGAGCCUUGAAGCUGAGUCCAACAAACCUGAUGAGGCCCCUCAACUCAAAGAGGAGGAGUUUUCAGCGGACGGCUCUGCCGAUAAGGGUCGCUCGCCUCCUGCCACGGAAAACGUCACCGGCACCACAAACAACAACGAUGAUGUCAAGAAGAGCGAUAACAAAGGAACAAGCAAGAGCAAUACUAAGAUCAGGCUCAAGUUGAAAUCCAAGUCUCCUUCCGAAGACCCGAGUGACUCCAUCACUUGCGCAGCCAAUUCACUGCCAGCAGCACAAGAGCAAACACCUACCAUCUCGGCCGGCAAAAUUCAAUCUGACUAG
This is a messenger RNA of Dichotomopilus funicola, 1206 nucleotides long. Its product is annotated as ASXH domain-containing protein. Lineage: Eukaryota; Fungi; Ascomycota; Sordariomycetes; Sordariales; Chaetomiaceae. The record is from RefSeq and is a predicted model, not a curated record. The transcript is spliced from 2 exons. Bases 1 to 1206 code for a protein of 401 amino acids.